This is a messenger RNA of Cryptococcus wingfieldii CBS 7118, 948 nucleotides long. Its product is annotated as phytanoyl-CoA dioxygenase. The coding region runs from base 1 to 948 and encodes 315 amino acids. The record is from RefSeq and is a predicted model, not a curated record. The transcript has 4 exons. NCBI's taxonomy places the organism in Eukaryota, Fungi, Basidiomycota, Tremellomycetes, Tremellales, Cryptococcaceae.
AUGUCCAAAGCUGCUUCCGUCACCACCCUCGACGCCUCCGAGCCCAUCGAGCGCAUCUUUGAAGUCAUGGCCCGCGACGGUGCCGUCAUCAUCGCCAACUUUCUCCCCAAAGAGCUCCUCGACGAAUACCUCACCGGCAUCGAGCCCUACUUUGAGGGCCGUGACAUCUACGUCUCCGACUCUGCUGCCGAGGAGCUUGGUGCCGACUUCUUCCCCAACAUGUCCAAGCGUGUCUAUGGUCUUCUCGGCAAGGUUCCCAAAGCUAUCAGCGGUACUAUGAAGCUUCCUCUCUGGCAGGCCAUCAUGGACAAGUUCCUCAGCGACGAGUUCUCUUCCUACACUGGCCACAACCUCCUUCCCCAAAAAUCCAGCUACAUGCUCGGUUCCACCGCUGCUAUGCGACUCGUCCCAGGCGCCAACGCCCAGCCCCUGCACCGAGACCAGAUGCCCUACCUCGUCCGCCAAGACCCCUCCAACCCCUUCUUCACCCCCUUGCUCGGCUGCCUCAUCGCCGGCUCAAAAUGCACCGCCAAGAACGGCGCCACCAUGUGCAUCGCCGGCUCCCACCUCUGGCCCGCAGACCGCGCGCCCAAUGUCGAGGAAGCCGCGCCCGCCGAGAUGGAGCCUGGAUCCGCGCUCUUCACCUUCGGUAGCACUUACCACGGUGGGGGUAAGAACCAGUGCGAGCAGUCCGACCCGGAUGCGCUCAGGACCGUCUUUGCUUGUUUCGGUCAGAGGGACUAUUUCCGACAGGACCAGGAAGAGAUUCUGUCGACUCCUUUGGAGGUUGUAAAGACUUUCGACGAGAAGACUCUUCGAUUGGCUGGCUUCUUCAAGUCCAAGGGCGGUGUCGGAUACGUCGAGAACCACGAAGACCCCAUCCAGUACCUCGGUACCGACCACCUUCUCGGUCAAUACACCACCCUCGCCGGCUCCACCAUGGCUUAA